Molecule: messenger RNA, 306 nt
Organism: Necator americanus (New World hookworm)
Lineage: Eukaryota; Metazoa; Nematoda; Chromadorea; Rhabditida; Ancylostomatidae
Exons: 1
Coding region: 1-306 (101 amino acids)
Source: RefSeq, a predicted model, not a curated record
AUGACCGCUCUCCGGACAUGGGAAACUACAGCAUCGAAAAAAGAGAUUGAAAAGGCCAUUCACAACUUCUACCCAGAUCUCUCCGACCACUACUUCCAGUUGCCUCCUCACCAUGUGAUGGAAGAUGGACAUGUCAUCCCAGAGGUCCUCUUUUCAAAAGUCCGACAUGUCACCAUUUCUGUUAAGAAUCGUACUUCACCAGGUCUCGACAGAAUCAAGUCUGACCAUCUGAUAAACCAAUCGCCAGUCCUUCAACACACUGGCGAAGCUCUUCAUUCGUUAUCUGUUGGAAUGCAAAGUUCUUAA